CCAAAGAUCCAAAGACAAUCACAGACGAUAGUUUGACAAUGUCAUAUGUCAAAACGAACAGUCACAACCAAUACCAGUGGAAUAAUAUUGCUGCUGUACACAGAGAGCAGAAACGGUUUAAUUUGUAUUAAAAACUAAUAGAUAUGCGGACGGAGUUGUGAACAGCAAUCAUGGCAUCAGUUUUAAUUCGUGGAAUUACCAGAGGUUGUCAUCUUCGUCCGAUCGCUCUGCAAAAAUACUAUUCCGCUAAGCCAUCACCAAAACCAUCAUCGUCAACGGACGAUGGAUCAUCAAAGCAAUCGUCACCCAAUGUCGACAAGCCAAAAGCAAGUAUUGAUGAAAAACCGAAAGAGGUUUCAUCAUUGGGCCGAACCGAACAACGAUUAGCCGAUCUAAAAUCGAAAAUUGGAGAAUCUCAGAAAAAAGCUGAACAUGUUCGUGAUAACAUUCGGGGAUAUGCGCUGGAUCGCUUUAUAAAUUAUGUGAAAAACUAUGAUAAAAUAUUGGAGAAAAAGUUUCCAGGUGCGAUGAAAGUGUAUCGUGUAUUCAUGGAUGGUGUGAAAUUUUUUGGCCGUGAUAUGGUUCAAUAUGUGAAAAUUCGUAGCCAAAUGUUGAUACACGACAAAGCCGUUUCAUCGAUGACACGAAAAGAGCUUGAACUCUAUUAUCAAAUGCCACACGAUAUCCGCAAAGUCGGUCCAAUCAUUCUCAUAUCAGCCAUACCGUUCGCCCACUAUGUGACGAUGCCAAUUGCAUAUAUGUAUCCACGUUAUUUUUUAACACAUCAUUUCUGGACGCUGCAACAACGCAGCGAAUUUGCUGUGAUGAAUUUACGUGAUCGUCUGUCACACAAUCGCCCCAUUUUUCGAUCGCUACAAAGUAAAUUGUCCUCACUGCAGAAUGACCGACACUACGAUCAAUGGAGCGAAAUACUGGGUAAAUUGGGCAGUGGUGUGCAUCCAACCGUUGAUGAGAUACUCAGCGUUAGAGAUCUUUUUAGCGAAGCCCCAUAUAAAACGACUUCAUUGAGCUAUGCACAUGUUAAACAUUUGGCCGGUUUGCAUGGAAUCAAAGGGAUAAUCACAAUCAAAUCAAAUCUAGCCUAUCGAGCGAUGUGCGUGCAUAAUAUUGAUAUGGCAAUCCAACGAGAAGGCGGCACACGAAAUUUACCUUUAGAAACGCUACGGGACUCAUGUUUCACGCGCGGUUUGAAUGCAUCAAAUCUGACAAAUGAUGAACAAAUCCAAUUCCUUGAUGAUUGGCUUGAAGUAUCAAAGCAUAUUAAUGCCCAAAAUUUCAGUCUGUUUUUACAUUUACCCAUUCUUCUGACCUACAAUCAUCCUAACAACUGGAAACUAAUCUAUCGAGAGCGAUAGCAUCAGUGAUUUUACACCAUGUGACCAUUUAUAGAACCAAAGUGACUAUACUAUAAUUGAAAAAAAUAACUUGUUCCAUUUUAUUUAAAAUUAAAAUAAAAUACACUGCUUCUUCUUUCAUUUUUUUUCCAUUGUUAAA
This is a messenger RNA of Sitodiplosis mosellana (orange wheat blossom midge), 1515 nucleotides long. RefSeq names its product LETM1 domain-containing protein 1. Bases 171 to 1376 code for a protein of 401 amino acids. NCBI's taxonomy places the organism in Eukaryota, Metazoa, Arthropoda, Insecta, Diptera, Cecidomyiidae. The transcript is spliced from 4 exons. The record is from RefSeq and is a predicted model, not a curated record. Gene Ontology annotation, cellular component: mitochondrial inner membrane. Gene Ontology annotation, molecular function: ribosome binding. Gene Ontology annotation, biological process: intracellular monoatomic cation homeostasis.